GGCUUCUAGAAGGGUUCACAAACGCCCGACUCCAGUACGCGGCGUCCUUCCUGUCGUCAGUGGCGCCGUCUUCCGCGCGCGCACUCCGUUGCGGAAUCACCUCUUGCCGUCCCAUUUUGCGGAUGUUGAAGUGACGGACCAUCACUCUGAUCUGUUAUAUCCGGAUUUGAUUAUCCGGACAGGACACGAUGACAAUGCACGGAUCGUUCCUGGCGCUGCUCGCUUGCUUCUCCGUCUCUGCGGCAGCUCAACAUCCAUUCGGGGACUUGCCACGCUGGGAUUUCUGGCCGCCGCUUGCCGGGGGCGCUCGCUUCACGGGCAGAUAUCUGUCUUCGGAGCCGGGUGGUAUCCAUUUGAAGCGUCAAAGCUUUGAGCCUAUUGAUCUCUUCCAGCUGCAGGCAGACGCGCCCAGCACAAACGCACUUUUGUAUGGAAAUGUGCUACUUGAUCCGAUCUUUCCAGCUGAUAUAACGACGGACUCCGCCGUCCAGGCGGCAUUCCAGGCAGCUAUUAAGUCCAUUAAGGCGCACGCGAGUGUCCACGUGUCGCCUGAGAUUAAAUUGGUGCAGGCAACCAUGUUCCCGUUGAAGGUGACGGGUGACAAUGGCGAGUCGGAGAUGUCCAUCUUGCAGGACAGCACUGGAGCCGACGGGCGAAUGUACCGCUUCACUAGCCACGUGACGUUCGGCUUCAAUUUCUACUUGACGCUGGAGGACGCCAAGUUCAAUUUGAGGCACCGAGUGGUUGUGGCGCUGGAUCGGGAAGCAGAACACAAUGUUUUCCAGCACACAUUUGCACCAAUAGAGAAGGAUGCUGAUGGAGAGACAGAUGCUGAAUGCGGUGUCAGUGAAGACGAAUGCUCGGCUGGUCAUUCGGGUCCGCGUAUCUUGUCGUAUAAUGUCUGGAAUACGAACCCGUCGUCAGACGUGUAUGGUUCAGGUCGUCGGUGGGAUCAGUACUCGAAGCGACUGGACCAUCUCGUGAAGUUCGUGGAGGAAGCGCACGCCGACAUUAUUGGCUUUCAAGAAGUGCGCUAUGACGGUGUAUUCGGAGAUCCCGGCAACCACGCACAAGUAAAGCACUUAGCUGAUCGUCUUCCUGGAUACCAGUACGUAUAUCAAGCGGCUAUGAGCUAUAGUAACUCUAGAAUGCCCUAUGAGCGCAUCGAAGAGGGCCCGUCUAUUUGGUCCAAGUUUCCGAUCACUUCUACAGAUUACUUACUGCUGAGCCGCGAUCCGAAUGAUCCGAACGACUCACACCAGCGACUGUGCCUUCAUGCAGUGAUAGACUACCCUCACUGGGGCGAAAUCGAUGUGUACGUGACGCACCUGUCGCUAAGUGAACGAUCCAGAGAGCAGACAAAGAUCGAGAUCUGGGAGUACAUGCGCCAAGGUAAGGGCAAAACGCAGGUGCUUCUUGGAGAUCUGAACUCGGAGCCUCAAUCUCUCGGCAUUCGUUUCCUCAGUGGGAAAGCUGGACUUCUGGGUCAGACGACAGACAUGAAGGAUGCAUGGUUGGAAGUACACGAGGAAGCUGAACCUCGCUCUACAGACCUGGACGACCGUCAGCACAAGUUCACGUUCCCUAGCGACAACCCAUCAAAGCGUAUCGACUUCGUGCUGUACCGUGGUGAAGGACAGGUGAAGGAGUGCAAGAUCAUUGGCCAAGAGCCCACAGAAGACACUAAGGACUUCCCGGAUGAUGUCGGCAUGCUGCACGCGUCGAGCCCCAUAUAUGCGUCUGAUCAUCGAGGCGUCAUUGUUGAAUUCAAGUGAGCGCUACCGGCCCUGCUCAAACUAAAAAGGAGAACGAUCGUAUCCGCAAAAUAUCCUCGUUCGUGAAUUGUCAUCAAUAUCUUCAAAAUGGUGGUGAUCAUAAUGUUGAAUGGGAUAUUGCUGGACCAUCGUGCAUAUAUUUUGCAUGUUCCUCCAUACCCAGUUGUUGCAGGCUUAUGACCUUAGCCGCUGUUUACCACCCCUCUCUGCUUGCCUUCAACGACGCUUGCUUGAACAAUGCCGUCUGUUCAGCCAACAACUCGUCGCGUGAGGUGGUUUUCGCAGCUGCCUUCCGAGACGCUAUCCGCUCUUUCAUCUUCUGCAACAACAACGGCGUUAACCAAAUGGCAGAGCUGUUGUGACCUCUGAGCCUUAUUCACCUGCGACUCUAGCGCCAUCGAUCCUUGAAGCUCCUGGAUUUCUUGUGCAUAUCGCUGCAUCCCAAGGUUCUGCAUCAGAACACGCCUAGUCAAUAAAAAUGCAUUAGUUCGAUUAUCCAAGCCGUUCUCUG
This is a messenger RNA of Phytophthora nicotianae INRA-310, 2286 nucleotides long. RefSeq lists its product as hypothetical. The transcript has a single exon. Gene Ontology annotation, biological process: GPI anchor biosynthetic process. Gene Ontology annotation, molecular function: catalytic activity. The record is from RefSeq and is a predicted model, not a curated record. Lineage: Eukaryota; Oomycota; Peronosporomycetes; Peronosporales; Peronosporaceae. The coding region runs from base 189 to 1775 and encodes 528 amino acids. Gene Ontology annotation, cellular component: endoplasmic reticulum.